Schistosoma turkestanicum is the source of this 2775-nucleotide messenger RNA. The record is from the annotation of a GenBank genome assembly. Lineage: Eukaryota; Metazoa; Platyhelminthes; Trematoda; Strigeidida; Schistosomatidae.
GGUAAAUACAAGUUUAUAAAAUCGUAGCAACUGCUACGUGUAAUCCAACAGUUGCAUUGUUUUUGGGCAAUCGUUGAAAUAUGAGCCAUUCGAACAAUAUUUUACAUGAAGAAAACUUUUUUUCCAAAUUCGGACAGUAUGAAUUCGAGAGAGCGAAGAGGCGUGAAGAGCUUCUUCAAGACUACCUAGAAUUCAAGCAAAGAGAGGAAGAGAACUUUUAUAACAGGUUCUCCGAUAAAAAAAAAUUUAACCAGUCGCAGAAACACGUGGAAUCCUCGAAGGUUGACAGCCGUCGAAAUAAAGCUGAAGCAUAUGGUAUACAAGACCAGCUAUUAAAGAGUGACUUAGGAAGCAGGUUAGCGGAGCUCGAAAAUAAAGUUAGCUCACUCUUCAGCGACGAAAAGCCUGUAGUGCAAAGAAACUUUGAUAAACCUGAUAUUGUCAGCUCGAAUGAUAAAUCCCUAGUAUCAUAUACCGGGAGCGCUCCUCCGAUCAAAGAAUUGAAGAACAAUGCUUUGCCUAACAGUCUAGACGCUGAAAGCAAUAAUUACGAGGAUCUGAAAAGACGCCUACAUCAGAUAACGGAAGCAGACAAGCGUCUUAAUCUUAUAGAAGAAGAAUACAAUAAGCUGAAAAAUGUUCAAAGUUUGUAUGCAUUAGAUCAUUCAAAUCCAGUGAAUCAAGGUUUUCCCAACUUACUAGUGCGUUCAGGGAAUUCUUCAAAGAAUGAAGAGGAGUAUUCUAAGCAAAAUCGUAAAGACAAGUAUAGGAAAGAGUUAGAAUCACAGAUUGCUGAGGCCGAGAGAAAGCGUUUAUACGAGAAGGCGGAAAGCACAAAAGAGAAUACUAUGUGCUCUAUAACGAACCAAUUAAAUAAAACAUCAAAAAUGGAAACAAAUGAGAUAAACCCAAAUAAAACACAUUUGGAUUUAACAGAAUGUCUAUACUUUGAUAUAGGCCAGAAGGAUUUGCUCGCAGCACAUAUGUCGAAUCCAUAUUCACCAACUGAAAGACUGGCAACUAGUGGUAGUAGUAGCAGCAAACCGAAUACAGUACAGAACCCAAUAGAUUUAAAAUUAAAAAAGAUGCAAUAUGCUGAAGAGCUGAGAAAACAGAUUGAGGAGGCAAGGGCAAAAAAAGCUAAGCAGAAAAAAGAAGACGAAGAGUACAACAGAAAGAUCGAUGAGCAGAACUGCAACCUUGGCUUAUCAAAGGAAAUCAAUCUUCCUCAGCAAAACGUACUAGACUCUGUCAACCUCCAUCAAUUUCCUGAUCAACAAGCGUGUACUGGGUUAGAUAUGUCAAGCGAAACCAAUCCAGAAGCUUUAGCUAGAGUUUCAGAAAGUCUAAAACCUAAUUUUGCCAGAGGUGGACAUGGAAUAUUUGGUAGCCCACUAACGGAAGUGCAGAAACGUAAUCUUCAGGAGUACAAAAAAGAACUAGCUCAACAGAUUGCAGAGAAACGUCAUUUUAUGGAACUUAAGAAGCAAAAGGAAAUUGAGCUUGAGCAACGGGAAUUGGAAAGGAUUCGAGAAGAACGAUCGAAAAUGCAAAAGGAGUUUGAAGCUGAACAAGAACGGAAGCAAAACAAAGUUGAGAGAGAUAUUCAACAAAUUAGUGACAAAAUUGAUAUGAAUACGGUGAAGCAUAAAGGACACACUGGAACUAAAAAGUCUACUGAGAUGAAGACUACCAGGUCCAAACGUCUGUCAAAAAAUAUGGAGUCACCAAAAUGCAGUCCUAAAAUCUUAAUAGGACCACACACUAGUAAAUUAGAUCGUCUGAAGCAGUUUGAUGAUGAAACAUCUGAUAAAAGCGGCUGUGAAAAGAUGCAGUCAAUACUGAAACAGCUCAACACAUUAAGAACUCAACUAGACAAUGAGAAAUCUAAGAUUGAGUCGAUGUAUUACCAAAAGAGAAAUCCUUAUGGUUAUAACAAAGAAUAUGUAGAGGUUGGUACAUGUAAACAACGGUCUCGACCUCGAGUAAACAUGAAGGCGGUGGAACUAUUCCAAGAUGCCUCGAGUAUUGACAAAAAUAGAUCAGCACGGCAAAUGCCUGGUAAUGUUCAAAAUUUCGAAACCGAAGGUUUGUUAGAAAGACCUUAUAAAGAAGAUUUACGAGAAAUAGACCAAAAACAAAUAGUUGUUUUGAGAAAACAAGACAAUUAUCUCCAAGAAUUGAGAAUGAAAUUAAUGCAAACUGUUAACGAUAAAAGCAGAGCCCACUCGGUGGAGGAAAGAAAGUCACGAAGUUGGAACCCACCUGAGAUGCGAAACUCACUGUUAGAUGACAAUGAUUCGCUAAUCAAACCUCAAAAUCAGCUAGAUGAGAGGCGGAAGUCAAAUUCUUUUACUAACGGUUGUAUUGACUUAAACCGAAUCGCCGAAAAAAAUAAACAGCGUUUAUUGAGAUUAGAUGCAAUCCAACUACUAAAUGAAGUAAGUGAUGAUCCUGAAUCAGUUCUGGAGCGUUUCGUUAGUGAACAUGACGAAUUGUUUUCAAGUGAACACAAAAACAAUAUAUUUUAACCAUUUCAAUUUGGUUGUCCUUAUUUCAAUCAAACUGACUCACUUUACAACGAAUAUGUAUGCUACAUAUCUGUAAUAUAUAUUUGAGAUUGAUUUAUCUAAGUACAUUACAUUGGCAAUCCAUGUAUUGAGAUUAUUUCAAGACAUCAUUGUUUAAAAUUCAUUUCGCAUUUCGUUUUAGGACUGAAGGCAGUUAUUAUUACUAGAAUUGGAAAAAUACGGUUACAUGGAAAUAAAUAUAUGG